This is a messenger RNA of Camellia sinensis, 566 nucleotides long. The record is from RefSeq and is a predicted model, not a curated record. NCBI's taxonomy places the organism in Eukaryota, Viridiplantae, Streptophyta, Magnoliopsida, Ericales, Theaceae.
UGCAGCAGAAAUAGUUUUUGGAAAAAUAUUUCAAUUCUCUCCUCAUUUCAUGCUCUUUCAUAAUGCAUCACAAGUUGCUUACAAUUGAGAAAGAAAUUUGAUAUUUUGAGAAACAAUUGAGAAAAAAAAUUUCAAUUAUUUGGUAGCUAUUUAUUAUCUUUUUGCUUUUCAAUCUCCCAUUUAUCUUAAUUGCUGAUGUGGCAGGGAAGGAUAAUCAACAUAGCAUCAAUUGUUGGUCUUGUUGGUAACGUUGGGCACGCCAAUUAUAAUGCUGCAAAGGCAGGGGUACUUGGCCUCACAAAAACCAUGGCAAGGGAAUAUGUGAGUAGGAAUAUUAAUGGACACCAGAGUUCAUGGCUUCAGAAGUAUAUGCUGAAGAAUAAAAUGAAUUGGUACAAAACAUUCUUCAACAGAUGGUAUCUAGACCAGUGAAGACUACAGAUUCUAUGCUAUAUCAGUUGAGUUCAGUGAAUUUAGUAAUAAAGACAAGACAUUAAAUUAAAUCAUAACUCAUGGGGUUUGUCUUGAUGUUUUUGCUAUUAUUUUUUGACAAAUGUUAAAACAUG